Ipomoea nil (Japanese morning glory) is the source of this 629-nucleotide messenger RNA. RefSeq names its product monothiol glutaredoxin-S2-like. The transcript has a single exon. The record is from RefSeq and is a predicted model, not a curated record. Lineage: Eukaryota; Viridiplantae; Streptophyta; Magnoliopsida; Solanales; Convolvulaceae. The coding region runs from base 109 to 417 and encodes 102 amino acids.
UAAGCUUCAUGGAGAUCAAGACAACCUCCUCACUUCACAAACAUUCAUAUCUCCUACAUUUUUCUCUCGUUUUCUCUCGUGCUCAAAGUUCUUUUGUUUUUCGGGGCAAUGAAUUCAGUGGACAGCUUGGCGGCAGGCAGGCCAGUGGUGAUCUUCAGCAAGGGGUCUUGCUGCAUGUGCCACACUAUCAAGACCCUCAUUAGCAGUUUUGGGGCAAACCCGAUGGUUUAUGAGCUCGACGAGCUUCCCAAUGGGCAACAGCUAGAACGAGCACUGACAGCAUUGGGGCAAAGGCCAAGCGUACCGGCUGUAUAUAUAGGGGAAGAAUUGGUCGGGGGAGCAAACGAGGUCAUGAGCCUCCACCUCAAGGGAAAGUUAGUCCCAUUGCUCAAGAAGGCAAAAGCCAUAUGGGUAUAGGUAUAGCCUCCCUCCUAUAUGGUAUCGGGUGAACAUAACGAAGCUCUGAAUGACUGUCGGUGGUAAUCUGGCUUUAGCAGUUCCAACGAGAACAUGUCAUUGAGAAUAUUUUAUGUAACAUAAUCAAUGACUGCUCGAGUUCUCUACGUUUGAAUUAUGUAUUACGUCUGUUAAUAAUGUGAGAGCUCAUAUUUAAAUGACAUUUGAACAGA